CUCUGAGAGGAGGAGGAGGAGGGUGCUGUGUGAUUGGCCAGGCGGCCACUGGUAGUCCGGAGGCUGGCGUCGCGCUCCGCGUUGAUCCCUGUUUACACCUUGCGGCCGGCGGAGACGAGACGGGACACCCGGGGCCCGGAGCAGACGCGGGAGUCCAGGUCGCAGUGUGCGCUGCUGGCUGUCUGACUGACUGACUGUCUGUCUGUCUGACUGUCUGUCUGACUGUCUGUCUGACUGACUGACUGACUCCGAUCCGAGCCCUCCGUCCUGCGUCCUGCGCUCGCAGCAGCAGCGAUGCGUCAAACUUUUGGGGGACUUUUCUUCGUGGCACCUUUGCGCUUGUGACUCCCGGUCAGGCGCGGCACGACAUGAAGUCCACCCGGAAUAGUCCCGACAAGUUGCUUCUUCACAUCCACAGAGUGUGACAUCGACGGACCUCCUCAAACUUUGAUUGCGGGCGGAAAUUACAGCCUUUCCUCUCGUUCCCAGUCGGUCACACGUUGCCCGGCGGGUGGAUGUACUGUGAGCAUCGCAGCCGGUUUGCGUCCACGGUCCACAGUGAGCCACUGACCAGAGCGGCGGCGUCGGACGCUCCCCGUGCGGACGAGCCGGGACGGAGCCGGAGAAGAUGCCCUCUGCUCGGGUGCGGCGUGACCGAGGUCUCGGUCCUCUUGUUCUCCUCUUCCUGUUCGGAGGAUGUGUCGUGUCUGGCGCUGAGAGCAGCGACUACAGCGAGGCCGAGGUCCUCCCUGACUCCUUCCCGUCAGCACCAGCCGAACCCCUCCCAGAAUUCCUGCUGGAACCGGAGGACGCCUUCAUCGUGAAGAACCGGCCGGUGCAGCUGCGGUGCCGGGCGUCACCGGCCACACAGAUCUACUUCAAGUGCAACGGAGAAUGGGUCAAUCAGAACGACCACGUCACCAGAGAGAGCCUGGACCAGAUCACAGGUCUGGUGGUGAGGGAAGUGGACAUCUCUGUGUCGAGGACCCAGGUGGAGGAGCUCUUUGGGCUGGAGGACUACUGGUGCCAGUGUGUGGCCUGGAGCUCGGCUGGCACCACCAAGAGCAACCGAGCCUACGUUCGCAUUGCAUACCUGAGGAAGAACUUUGAGCAGGAGCCGCUGGGGCGGGAGGUGCGACUGGAGCAGGAGGUGUUGCUGCAGUGUCGCCCCCCGGAGGGGAUGCCCACCGCUGAGGUGGACUGGCUGAAGGACGAGGAUGUCAUUGAUCCGUCGCAGGACUCCAACUUCCUGAUCACCAUUGAUCAUGAUCUGAUCAUAAAGCAGGCCAGGCUCUCAGACACGGCAAACUACACCUGUAUGGCUCGUAAUGUAGUGGCCAAAAGACGCAGCAGCACCGCGACUCUCAUCAUUUAUGUGAGUGGAGGUUGGUCUUCUUGGACCGAAUGGUCAGAGUGUAACGCUCAGUGUGGGCGGGGCUGGCAGCGGCGGACGCGCAGCUGUACCAAUCCUGCCCCUCUGAACGGAGGAGCCUUCUGCGAGGGUCCGCCCUUCCAGAGAGUGACCUGCACCACACUGUGUCCAGUGGAUGGAGGCUGGACAGAGUGGGCAAAGUGGUCCGCCUGUGGCACAGAGUGCACCCACUGGCGCAGUCGCGAGUGCCAAGCCCCCCCUCCCAGGAACGGAGGAAAGCACUGCAGCGGCAGCAUGAUGGAGAGCAAAAACUGCACUGAGGGGCUGUGUACACGUAAUAAAAAGAUUUCUAUUGAACAUGCAAGCCAUCCGCUGGCCCCGGGUAUGGGUGUAGCCGUCUACGCUGGUCUGGUGGUGGCCCUGCUGCUGUGCGUGAUCCUGGCGCUUUGCGUGGGAGGGCUCGCAUAUCGCCGCAGACGCCGCCAUCUCCACGGAGAUAUCACGGAUUCUUCGUCUGCUCUCACCACUGCCUUCCACCCUGGCAACUACAAGCCUCCCAGACAGGAUAACCCUCACCAUCUGCAUCCCUCAGCUCCUCCAGAUCUGACAGCCACAGCAGGGGCUUUCCGUGGGCCACUCUUCUCUCUGCAGCACGGGGUCAACGACAGCCCCCACAAAAUCCCCAUGACCACCUCUCCUCUGCUGGACCCCUUGCCCAGUCUGAAAAUCAAGGUGUAUAACGCCUCCACUCUUUCCUCCUUGGAGCUCCCCGCUGACAUGUGCUCAGGUGACGGGGAGAUCCUCAGCCUGAAGUCGGUGGGCACUGUGGGUAGAGAGCGAGAGUACCACAGUCACACGCUGUCCAGAGAGCCGGGGCUGAGCACCAGCGCCACCCUGGGUAACCUGGGAGGUCGCCUCACCAUCGCGAACACAGGUGUGAGUCUGCUGGUCCCGCCUGGCACAAUCCCCCAGGGGAAGUUCUACGAGAUGUACCUCAUUAUCAACAAGUGGGACAGAACAACGCUACCCUCUGAGGGCAGUCAGACUGUACUAAGUCCUGUGGUGAGCUGCGGUCCAUCCGGUAUGCUGCUAAAUCGCCCUGUGGUCCUUACAUUGCCCCACUGUGCCCAGCUAGACACACCUACACCCGACUGGACCCUCACACUAAAGACUCAGACGCACCAGGGGGGAUGGGAGGAGGUGCUGACAGUGGGCGAAGAGACUUUGUCGUCGCCGUGCUACCUGCAACUGGAGGAGGAGUGUUGUCACGUUCUCAUGGAGCAGCUGGGAACGUACGGCCUGGUGGGCCAGUCCUGCCCUCCACAGCCCGCCUGCAAACGCCUGCAGCUGGCUCUGUUCGCCCCCCGAGCCCCCUGCCUCUCCCUGGACUACAGCCUCCGGAUCUACUGCAUCCAUGACACCCCACAUGCCCUCAAGGAAGUGCUGGAUUUGGAAAGGAGUCUCGGUGGAGUUUUGCUGGAGGAUCCCAAGCCGCUGCUCUUCAAAGACAGCUACCACAACCUGCGCCUGUCCAUCCACGACAUUCCUCACACCCACUGGAGAAGCAAACUGCUGGCCAAGUACCAGGAGAUCCCAUUCUACCACAUUUGGAGCGGCAGUCAGAGACCCCUGCACUGCACCUUCGGCCUGGAGAGAGGCAGCCUGGCUGUGUCGCAGCUCGCCUGUAAAAUCUGCGUCCGACAGGUGGAAGGGGAGGGACAGAUAUUCCAGCUGCACACAGACAUCCAGGAGACUUUACCACCGCACUCGCCCCUGCCCUCAGGAGGCACCUGCCUGCCUUCCUCUCAAGUGGGACCCUAUGCCUUUCGCUUGCCUGACUCCAUCCGCCAGAAGAUCUGUGCCAGUUUGGAUGCGCCCAGCGCUCGCGGCUGUGACUGGAGGCUGCUGGCACGCAGCCUGGGCUUUGACAGGUACUUGAACUACUUUGCAACAAAGCCCAGCCCCACAGGUGUUCUACUGGACUUAUGGGAAGCUUGUCACCAAGGUGACGCAGACCUGGUCUCUCUGGCGACUGCGCUGGAAGAGAUGGGCAAAAGUGAAGUGCUAGUUGUCAUGACAACAGACGGGGAUUGUUGAUUGGUCAUGGAACAAGAGAGCAAGACAUUUUUUCCUUUACCACCGUGAUGAAAAUAAGAAUAUAGAAGAAUAUGAAUAUGCACACCCUGACCCGCGUCGUGAGCCCACAGAGCAUUUUGGUUUCCUCCGUCUCAUCACGCUCCUCAGAGAUGAGACGCUCUCGCUUCUCACUGGCCCCUGAUCAGCAACCGUAGCUACAUCCACCAUAACCCGUUUCCAUCCCAUGAUAACUGCUCACCUGAUUCAUCUGGAAUCCACCAAAGCAAUGUUGCAUAUAUGCAAGAUGUGAAACUGUUCUGAAGGUAACAAAGGUAUAAAACGAGUACAAAGUCACCUGUCGUGUGUGUUUUCAAAGAUUGAAUUCUACAAUACAAAAAAAAGUGGGAUCAACAAACCAAGCCAUGUGUUCAGCACACACAGUAACACAGUCAGACAAAUGCUAACAUGGGAUUACGCAGGUUCAAGUGGCAGCAUGAAAGUGCAUGAAUUAUCGUUGUCUCACCUCAUGGCAGGGGCUUUUGUUUUCUCCAUUGUCAUUCUGCGUUUGUAGUCAACGACAGGCAGCACCGACCUGUCCACAACCUCCUCAGGCCACAGACACACAAUCCAACACACACACACACACACGUGGACAAACUGGUCAUUAAUCGGCUCUGACUCUGACAGCCUGGUAUUUCUCGUCUAACUGCUUCAACUGUCAACAAAUCGUUUGAGGACCGAACUCUCAAGGUUUCAGGGCUUGAGCUUAUUGCGUUGGGCUGAGUUCCUCUUUCUUUCUUUUCUUUUUCUAAACAGCUGCCUCCUUUUUGUGGUGGGAGGAUGAAUUUUGUUGUUUCGUGUUUGAAGUUUGUUAAAGAAUUGGUGGAUAGCUCGACGGGCUGACUCUUUAUAUUGUACAGUACCAACAAAUGCCUCAAAGCCUUGGCACAUCAGUCCAACACACAGGGGUGUUUCUCUUUCAUCUCUCCUCGCAUUCCUCUAUCGCUCCGCCACACUCCUCCGAUCUGUUGAGAAUAAACUACAGGAGAGCUUUCUGGUCACCUCUUAAAAGUUUCCUUUGGGGAACGCUCUUUAAGUUAUUAUCCAUUUGUGGAUUGUUUGUUUUUUCUUCCAUUGUCCUUGCUGUCACGAUCACAUAGAGCCCGUUUUAUCGUUUGUGAUGUUUCGGCUGCUGAGCUGUCUCAGUUGUGACUAACAGGACCAUGUGUAUUUGUUAUUUUUAAUACUGUGCAUCCGUUCAAAAUGUAAAAUAUCAACUGUAAAACAUGAUUAGAGGUGGUCAAAUGUCUAGAAGACUUUACUGUACGAUUGUUUUUCAUAGGCAUUUUGCUUUUGCUGUAACUGAGGGCAGUUUUUCCGCUGCUGAGAGAUGAGUAUGGCAGAGUAGAUUAGCCUUGCCUUGAAUCAACUAGGCAGCAAGGGACCAUAAAAUUUAUCUCAACACUAACUGCAUCAUGUUCCUGUCUAUUCUCUGUACACCAUUUAUAUGUGUCCAUCUGUCAAUGCAUGGCAAUGGAACUCAUUAUGUCUCCCUCCUCUCAAUCUGAUAACAUAUUGUUAACCUCUUUACUAAGCCGCCUGCUUUGUGGUCAGGGCCCUCAAGCUACUUGCAUUAUCAAUAUUGUUCUGUCAGUUUUAUUGUUGGACGGGAAUUGAAAUGCUGUCAUCUUUAACGUCGUCUUUACUUAAGUUUUGUGUGUGAUUGAAUCUUUUUCUCUCUCACGAGAAGAAAAAAAAGUGUUCAUGUCUUUGAAACCACUAAAACCAAAACACAGGCAGUAUCCCUCCACUUCGGCAGUGAGUCAUGUCACUGUUUUGUGUGAAUGGAUUGAAAACGUGAUUGUGUGUUUGUGUGAGUACAUGUGCGUAUGUGAGUGGACAGGUGGGUGUGCAAAUACAGCGUGUGCACACGCUUAAGGUCUGUCAUUUCUCUUUGUAAGUGCUAUGCAAGUACAAAAGAAAAGCGAAGCAUUUUGAAUUCUUUUGUUUCCUGGAAGAGUAAUUCUAUUUUUUCAGACCAGGGCAAUGACAGGGUUUUGUUUUUGUAUCCUGAAGUGGUUUGAGAGUGGUGAUUUUACAUUGUGUGGGAAUCCCCCAUCUGGAUCAGAAGAAUUGGCUCAACUGUGGAAGGAAGUGACUACUGAAAAAGCACAUGUGGAAGAAGAAAACGCAGAAUGGUGCAAUGGCUACAAUACAAGUUGUGACUAACAUUAUGAACUCAUGCCCUGCAGAUCUUUGAUCAUUGCCUGUGGGGAAAAAUUCUGAACACAACCAGUUCAGUACUUUGGAUUCCUGCACACUACAGGACUAUUUUCUUUCCUCUUAACUUGUUACAGAGACUUGCUAGCUGUAGACUACAGUGUUCAUUCGUCCAGAUUUCUCGAGUAUCUGUUGGAUUUUUUGGGCCAUAGAUCUGGAUAAUUUAUGCUGGAACUGGACUGGAUUCUACCUUGCUCCUAAUGAAAGAGAAAAAAAUUGGCCUUUUGUUCAAGAAGUCAGACAUUUUUACAAAACAGAAGAAAAAAAAAAGAAAUUUGAUUCAGUGACAUUAUUUUAUCUCUGUAAAGUACCAAUUGUAAAUAAACGUCUAGCCUUCU
Molecule: messenger RNA, 6066 nt
Organism: Scophthalmus maximus (turbot)
Lineage: Eukaryota; Metazoa; Chordata; Actinopteri; Pleuronectiformes; Scophthalmidae
Gene: unc5b
Product: unc-5 netrin receptor B
Exons: 17
Coding region: 629-3469 (946 amino acids)
Biological process (GO): netrin-activated signaling pathway; anterior/posterior axon guidance
Cellular component (GO): membrane
Molecular function (GO): protein binding; netrin receptor activity
Source: RefSeq, a predicted model, not a curated record